AUGGAGGGUCAAGAUGAGGGGACGAUAACAGGGGAUAAGCGGGUUGAUAAAGAGAGGGGAAACGAGAGGAGGUGGGGAGAGUCUGUGAAACAGCGAUCGAGGGGCGAAGGGGGAGAAAGGAUGAAGAGCAGAUAGUCUAGCGUCCGAGGGCAAAGGAAAGGAAAAGAAGGUGAGAGCCGACAGAAUGCGGAUAUUGGUCAGUCAUUUGCUAAGCAUGCAGAACCGAAGCCCUGGAUUGAGCACUGACAUUUAGGCUCUGGAUUCAACAGUCACUUCAUCCAUGGCUUGGCAUUCCCACAGACCCGCGAAGAUUAUUCUCGUCACCAAUUUCCCCUACCAACUGGAGGAAACUUUUCGUUCAACUACAGUCUUGACAACCAGCCAUCGAUAACCACCGGCAAUUCAGCAAAAAUGGUGGGUUGUACUCGUUUCAAUUCAAAUUCAUCCAUCACUCAAGUUUGGCAGACUGAUCAUUUUCAUAGCCUUUCACCAAAACCGUCAAGUCCAGCGCCUACUACUCCCGCUACCAGACCAAGUACCGCCGUAGGCGUGAGGGAAAAACCGAUUACUAUGCUCGCAAGAGACUGAUUACCCAGGCGAAGAACAAGUACAAUGCGCCCAAAUACCGUCUCGUUGUCCGCUUCACCAACCGUGAUGUAUGUCCCCGAUCAGCUUUCGUUUGAAGAGCCCUGAACCUCGAUCAUUCGUUUUUAUUUCCGGUGUCGCUGGAGUAGACAGAAACGUCUUCCCUCCACGCAUCGAGCACGUUGAUAACGUGAUGAAAAAUGAAUGGAGGUGGGCUAAUUGCUUCUGCUUUGCGCUACAGAUUAUCACCCAGAUCGUCUACUCCGAGAUUGCCGGAGACAAGGUUUUCUGCUCCGCCUACGCUCACGAACUCCCCCGCUACGGAAUCAAGCACGGUCUUACCAAUUGGGCUGCCGCGUAUGCUACCGGUCUUCUCUUGGCCCGUCGCACCCUUGUUAAGCUUGGUCUUGAUGAGCACUUUGAGGGCGUUGCUGAGCCUAACGGUGAAUUCAAGUUGACCGAAGAGGCCGAUAUCGAGGGAGAGCCUAGACGUCCAUUCAAGGCUUUCUUGGAUGUUGGUUUGAAGAAGACUACCACUGGUGCUAGAGUUUUCGGUGCCAUGAAGGGUGCUUCUGACGGCGGUCUUUACAUUCCCCACUCUGAGAGCAGAUUCCCUGGUUACGAUAUCGAGACCAAGGAAUUGGAUUCUGAUACUCUGAGGAGGUAAGCCUUAGACUAGCAUGGAGUUUACUACACUCCACUAACAAGCUAUUAGGUACAUUUUCGGCGGUCAUGUCGCCGAGUACAUGGAGACUCUUGCUGACGAUGAUGAGGAACGCUACAAGUCCCAGUUCCAGCAAUACCUUGAUGACGGUGUUGAGGGUAUUUACUCCCUUUUCCGCUAUUCUCCCCAGCUGUGCUAACGAUCCAAUAGCUGAUGGUCUCGAGGACCUUUAUACCGACGCUCAUGCCAAGAUCCGUGAGGACCCCAACCUUGAGGACCCCGACAAGGACACCAGGGGCAAGGAAUACUGGAAGGCCCAGAGCGAGAAGUACCGCCUCAAGAAAAUCUCGCGCGAGGAUAAGAGGGCCAACGUUCAGAAGAGGAUUGCAGAAUUACGAAAGUAGUUCUUGGGUUUUAGGGGUUUCUGUCUUUCCUUUUUUCUUUUUCUCUGUCUUCUGGCCACAGGCGCUUGUUGUAUUCUUGACUAAAAAUUUCAGAGAAUGGGAUUGGGGCGGACUUUAUCAAUGUCACGGCAAAAUUU
Molecule: messenger RNA, 1790 nt
Organism: Tuber aestivum (summer truffle)
Lineage: Eukaryota; Fungi; Ascomycota; Pezizomycetes; Pezizales; Tuberaceae
Source: the annotation of a GenBank genome assembly